Molecule: messenger RNA, 418 nt
Organism: Amoebophrya sp. A120
Lineage: Eukaryota; Dinophyceae; Syndiniales; Amoebophryaceae
Source: the annotation of a GenBank genome assembly
AUGCUGGGAAAGGACUACGACCAGGCGCAGGUGCGAGAGACCAAGGGCCAGUUUCUUGUCGUCUUUCUGCUCGACAUUGGGUUGAUCGGAUUUCUCCGCGCCAGCUCCGACGUCUACUUCGGGAAGAAGAAGAUCAAUCUGCGGAUCCCCUCGGGUUUGAUCCCCGGCGUGUACGAUGACUUGCACAUCAAACCCUCUCACGACGUGGUGCAGGCGUACAUCGCUUCGGUGGUGAUCUGCUAUCCGGUGGCGUUCUUGCUCUACGCGUUGUUCACGAUUUCUAGGCGGAGGUUCCACAUCGGCUACAACCGUGCCUUGGGCCAGUUUGUGGACAAAGAGGAGAUCCAGGAGAUCCGGGCGCGAGAAUCCGUUCCCUUUCCGGUCCCGGUUUUGGGCAAUUUUCUGCACAACAUGUUCG